ACAAAAUAUCUGCCGACUCAUCUCCUUGCUUAUUUCUCAUGCAUUUCAUGAUAUCUGAAUAACCUUUCCCAUUUGUUUUGUAGAUUGCCUAUCUGACAAUUAAAGAAUGGGUUUGGGUCACUGAUCCUCCGUCCAAACAGUGAGAGCCCUUUUGUAUCAAUCGCUGCUAUAAUACUGUUGCGGAUUUUGUUAACUUGGCUGCUCCUGGCCUUAGACUUCCAGUGUAUUGGGUCGCCGAUCCUCCACCAAAUUGAGGGCCCCUUUGUAUCAAGACUGCGUCCUUUUCGGACUCUUAAUUCAAGUGUUUCAUUUCUGGUAAUUAAAAAAAAAGAAAAAAAACUUUGUUUGCUUAGUUACUUACGGACGUGUUCACGGUUCCAAGUUUUCUGAAUUCCGGUUUAUUUGUGGGCAGUAGCACUGGACAUAGUCACCACAAAUUCUCGUAUUGAUUUUCUUUUUGGACCAUCUAAGAAUUAAAACAGUCACUUUUAGUCAUAAUGCCGGCAAUUUGACAGUCAUUAGAACUCUAGGCACAACAAAAUGCCCUCCCUCUCAGUGACUGGGCGCACAACAAUGUUAUGCAGCACUCAAUCUCGCCACCGUCCAAAAACAACAGCCGUCGCGCUCCUCCACUCAAACAGCACCGGUAGUCCAAACAACCCUCUCCCCGAAUCAUACACUGUGACCCCCCCAAUCAAGCCUUGGCCACAACGCCUCUACCCUAAACGCCUAGUCUCCAUGAUCACCCGCCAACAAAAUCUAGAUCUUGCCCUCCAAAUCUUCGAAUACGCAGGCAAAUAUCAACCGAACUUCUCACACAAUUACGAUACCUACGACUCAAUUAUCCACAAGCUUUCUCGAGCUCGCGUAUUUGGCCCCGUGGAACUCUUGCUCUCUGACCUGCAUAAAUCCCAAAUAAAAUGCGGAGAAAAUAUAUUCAUCAAUGUCAUUCGCAACUAUGGCCUUGCAGGAAAGCCUGAUUUCGCUCUUAGAACUUUUAUUCGUAUCCAAGAUUUUAACGUGCAGCGUUCUGUGAGAUCGCUGAACACACUAUUGAAUGCUUUUGUACAAAACAAAAGGUAUGAUUUAGUACAUGCUAUGUUCAAGAAUUGUAGGAGUAAGUACGGAGUUUUGCCUAAUGUUUUUACUUGUAACAUUUUGAUUAAAGCGCUUUGUAAAAAGAAUGAUGUUGAAAGUGCAGUCAAGGUGCUAGAUGAAAUGCCUGCAAUGGGUAUGAUCCCAAAUGUUGUUACUUAUACAACGAUUUUAGGUGGGUAUUCUUCGCGUGGUGAUAUGGUUAAUGCUAACAAGGUUUUUGGUGAGCUUUUUGAUAGAGGGUGGUUGCCUGAUGCCACGACGUAUACGAUCUUGAUGAAUGGGUAUUGCGAGCAAGGAAGGUUGGCUGAUGCUAUUAAGCUUAUGGAUGAUAUGGGAGAGAAUGGAGUUGAGCCAAAUGAAGUUACUUAUGGUGUGAUGGUAGAGGCAUAUUGUAAAGAGAAAAAAGCUGGUGAAGCACGUAACCUGCUUGACGAUAUGCUUGAGAGACAGUAUGUACCAAGUUCAGCUCUUUGUUGUAAGGUUAUUGAUGUGUUAUGCGAAGCUGGUAAGAUUGAGGAAGCUUGUGAGUUAUGGAAGAGGAUGUUAAAGAAGAACUGCAUGCCGGAUAAUGCAAUAAUGAGCACACUUAUACAUUGGCUUUGUAAGGAGGGGAAGGUAUGGGAAGCAAGGAAGUUGUUUGGUGAGUUUGAGCGGGGUGCAAUACCAAGUCUUCUGACAUAUAAUACACUCAUCGCAGGGAUGUGCGAGAAAGGAGAAUUGAGCGAGGCGGGGAAGCUUUGGGAUGAUAUGAUGGAGAAAGGUUACAAGCCUAACGCUUUUACUUAUAAUAUGCUGAUUAAAGGGUUUUCUAAGAUUGGUAAUGCUAAGGAGGGGAUUAGGAUUCUUGAGGAAAUGUUGGAUAAUAGAUGCAUGCCUAAUAAGUCAACCUAUGCUAUUUUGAUAGAGGAGUUAUGCAAAAUGGGGAUGGAAGGAGAAGUAGAUAAAGUUGUUUCAAUGGCUAUGGCAAGUGGAGGAGUUGAUAGCGAUUCUUGGGACCUCUUUUUAAAUAAGGCUGUAGGUAAUCUGGAUAGAGGGUCAAAAGCUCUUGAUAGCUUUUUCAAGGAGAACGCCCAGUAGAGAUCCCUUAUAGACUUCAGUGGAGAACCAAAAGCUCUAUCCUUCUGCCCAUGUGAAUGCUCCAUGGUACUACCUGGCUUUCCUAUGGAUUGAUGGUUCUGUUUCAGGCGUCAAUGGACUGAUGUAUUGAUUAAUUGAAGAGAACUGGCUAGUGAUGCUCCCCGACAAAUUAUCACAUGAAUUGCUACUUUGAGCUUGAAAUUUCACUCUCUCAAAUAAGAUACGAAUUGGUAGUUAGUCUUGACGCAAGUUGCAACAAAUGUCUAUGGAAUUCUUGUGUUCAAGCUUCCAUUGCCUGCUGAACCUUGAGGCAGAAAAGUAAGGAGUUUGCACUCAUUGCUGGUUCCUAAGAGCAUGCACCAUUACCAAUGAAUUUAUUGAUUCCUAAAAGGCUCAGGUAGCAUCAUUAUAUAAGUUACCAGAUUUUAAGUGUGCCAGCGAUAGAAAUGAAAGUGAGCAGGGUUAAGAGGCUAACCUGAAUCUGAAAUUUCUGCGGUCCAAGAUUAUGUAUUUUCUUUAGGUUGUAAAGCUUUAGUUAAAGUUCGAAUAUAAUAUAUUCAUAGCAAGCUGUAGCUCCUCUUGUUACAAGUAAAAGAAAAUAGAGGCUGGAAUUUGGCAAUCGGUGUUUGUGAAAUUGCUGUCAAGACUUGAGAGAUCUUAUGCAACAUAAAUUCUUAGACUUAUCUCUGUACCUGUGCAUGUGGAGUAUGACUGCAGUUACAGGAAAUUACAUACCCUAAACAGAAUGGAAGGCUUAUUUGGAUUAUAAUUUGCAGUAGAACCAUCAACGGAGACCCUUUGUAUAAUUUUA
Molecule: messenger RNA, 2986 nt
Organism: Ricinus communis (castor bean)
Lineage: Eukaryota; Viridiplantae; Streptophyta; Magnoliopsida; Malpighiales; Euphorbiaceae
Product: pentatricopeptide repeat-containing protein At5g16420, mitochondrial
Exons: 1
Coding region: 541-2175 (544 amino acids)
Molecular function (GO): protein binding
Source: RefSeq, a predicted model, not a curated record